GGGCGGUGAGAGGCUCGGCGGGGCGGCAGAGGGGCCAUGGCGGAGCCUGCCGUCCUGCGGGUGCGGCACUGCGGGGCCCAGAUCUUCUGCCGGCGGCCGCCGCAGCUCUGCCCCGCCUGCGGCCUCCCCCUGCGCGGGGCCGGGCUGGCUGCCGCCCCCCUCCGCCUGCCCAGCCCCUUCCGCCAUGGCCACCGCCAGCCCUACGCCUUCCUGCUCCGGCCCACCACCGGCACCUUCCUCGGAGGAUACGAUGGGAAAUCGGAUCUCCAUGUGGGAAUAACCAACAGUAACGGUGUGGUGUACAAUUACAGCCAAGACGGCAUCCAGAGAGCUGAAACUGGAUGGGAGCAGUGCAUUAGUAUCCCACUAGUACAGCCAGACAUGUUUGGGAUGCUCCAGCAGUGGGAUAAACUCCUAGAGGAAUUCUCUGAGGGAGAGGCCUGGCUUCCUCACAGGUAUGAAGAAGGUGACCACAACUGCUACACGUAUGCGCUGGCCUUCAUUAACAGCGUCCUGACUGCGCAGGGGAAACAGCAGCUGAGCAAAAGUGAGUUCACUGAGAAGUUUGUGAUCCCUCAGACAAAGAGGGCUUCCAAAUACAUCACACUGCAUCAGGAGCUCACAGCUAAGGACUUCUACAUCGUGCCCCUUCCUGAUCCACUAAAGGAGUGCUGAAAUAGCAAGCUGUUGUAUUAAAACAUCUACAAUGUGGAAAAGGGAGUCCUAAGGCUCCAGA
Messenger RNA from Pogoniulus pusillus (Red-fronted tinkerbird), 736 nucleotides. RefSeq names its product MKRN2 opposite strand (gene MKRN2OS). The coding region runs from base 37 to 675 and encodes 212 amino acids. NCBI's taxonomy places the organism in Eukaryota, Metazoa, Chordata, Aves, Piciformes, Lybiidae. The record is from RefSeq and is a predicted model, not a curated record. The transcript is spliced from 4 exons.